AUGAACAAUCACGAGAAACUGGAAGAAGGUUACUCUACGCAACGUCCUCCUAUGUUCAAUGGAAAAUUCUACACCUAUUGGAAGAACAGGAUGGAGAUUUUUAUCAAAGCCGACAACUACCAGGUUUGGAGAGUGAUCGAAGUUGGUUAUUUUGAAAUUACCAAAACCACUGGUGAAAAUGAGGUAGUACUUAAACCCAUGUCUGAAUUUGAUAAGGAAGAUUUUGAGAAAAUGGAAAUUAAUGCACUUGCUGUUAAAUUACUUCAUUGUGGACUUGGACCAAAUGAACACAACCAUGUUAUGGGUUGUAAAAAUGCUAAAGAAAUUUGGGAUUUACUUCAAGUCACUCAUGAAGGAACUAACGAAGUGAAACGCUCUAAGAUUGACUUGCUUAUGUCAAAAUAUGAACGGUUUGAAAUGCAACCAAAAGAAUCAAUUCAGGAAAUGUUAACUAGAUUUACUAACAUUACUAAUGAGCUUGUUUCUCUUGGAAAUCAAAUCCCUAUAGAUGAGCAGGUCAGAAAAGUUCUAAGAAGCCUCCCCCAAGAUGAGAGAUGGAGAGCCAAGGUGACAGCCUUACAAGAAACAAAGGACUUCACAAAGUUCAAUAUUGAGCAACUUGCUGGUUCCCUUAUAACCCAUGAGCUACACCUAGGAACAAGCAACAGUGAAGGAAACCGAGGAAAAGGCUUGGCUUUCAAAGAUGGAGAUCAAGAAGACUCUGAAGUCGAUGAAGAAGAGGUUGCUAUGUUGGUAAGAAGGUUCAAAAGAAUGUUCAACCGAAACAACAAGUCAAGGAACUUCACCAAGAAACCCUCUACUUCAAAAACUGACUCUGGUUGUCACAAAUGUGGAUCUCUAGAACACUUUAUUCGUGAGUGUCCACUUUGGGAUACAGAGAAAGACAUUAGGAAGGCUAUGAUUGCUGCCUGGGGAAAUUCUGAAAGUGAGGAUGAAGAGAAACAACCUGAAGAAGAAACAACUCAUCUAUGUCUGAUGGCCAAACGUGAUGAAAAGGCUUACAACGAUGAGCUUGCUAAAGAGGUAUUACUUGAUCCUAAUGUGCUUAAAACUUAUACUAAAGAUGCUCUCAUUGAUUUAGUGUUUGAAUUAGAAGACGACUGGACUCACACUAGUAUUCGUCUAGGUGAAUGUCAAAGAGCUCUCAAAGUCAGCAAGGAACACAGUACGUGGAUUGAGAAUCAACGAGCUGAUGUUCAAAGUAGAUUUUUUGAACUUUUUGACAAAAAUCUUCUAUUAAAAGAAAUGAAUGAGAAACUCAAGUUUGAGAAUAUCAUGGUUAAUGUAGAAUUGACUCAAUACAAACUUGCUAAUACUGAAGUGUCUCCGAGUUCCUCCUCUGAAUCUUUGCCUAAAUUGAAUGAGGAUUUUGAAAAAUUAAAAUAUGAUCUUGAUGAGUUAAGAAUUGAAAAGGCAAAAUUAGAGAAGGAACUUGAGCAUCGGAAAGAAAGAAGCAUUAGCCAGUUUGGAAUUCCUAAGUGGAUAGAGAAUGCUCAAACCAAAAGAACUGAAGGUCUAGGAUUCAUACGUUCUAAGCAUAAGGGCAAGAAAAAAUAUGUAGACCUGCCUAGUUAUAAAGUAUGUACCUUCUGUGGUAAAACUGGUCAUCUUGUUGCCACGUGUUACAAGAAGGAACAGUCUGUUAGUAAGAAUGUUAGGCAAGUUUGGGUCCUAGUGAGGGGGAACAACACGUGGUACCUCGACAGUGGUUGUUCAAAGCAUAUGACAGGAGAUAAAUCAAAGUUUCUCUCACUAGAGGCCUAUCCAGGAGGAACUGUGACCUUUGGAGACAACAAAAAGGGUGAAGUAAUUGCUAAAGGAAAAGUAGGAAGGUCCAGAAACUCUGAACAAGACAAUAAUGAUUAUGAAAUUGGCAUGAUUAGAGACAGGGAAGAAGAUGAAGAAACCUCCAAGCAAACCAAGGAAGUAAGAGAGGAACCUGAACAGGAACAUAAAGAAAAUGCUGAAGUUCCUAAUCAAGAAAACCCGGAGGAACAAGAUCAUGGAGAACCUGGCAACAAGGAAAAUGGAGAAGAAACUGAAGAAGAAGUGCCUCAAAUAGGAGUUCCUGCCAGAGAAUUUCAACCAAAGCCAUUCAGAUAUCGAGGCUCUCAUCCAACAGACCUUAUUAUAAGUGAUAUUGGUAGAGGAACUCAGACCAGAUCACAGUUGAGGAACUUUUGUGCCUUUCAAGCCUUCCUAUCCAUUAUUGAGCCAAGGAAUCAUGAUGAAGCACUAAAGGAUGCUGACUGGAUAAUUGCCAUGCAAGAUGAACUUAAUGAGUUCGAAAGGAACAAGGUCUGGCAUCUUUAA
Chenopodium quinoa (quinoa) is the source of this 2334-nucleotide messenger RNA. RefSeq lists its product as uncharacterized. The transcript has 4 exons. NCBI's taxonomy places the organism in Eukaryota, Viridiplantae, Streptophyta, Magnoliopsida, Caryophyllales, Amaranthaceae. The coding region runs from base 1 to 2334 and encodes 777 amino acids. The record is from RefSeq and is a predicted model, not a curated record. Gene Ontology annotation, molecular function: nucleic acid binding; zinc ion binding.